Messenger RNA from Juglans regia (Persian walnut), 2010 nucleotides. RefSeq names its product protein FAR-RED IMPAIRED RESPONSE 1-like. NCBI's taxonomy places the organism in Eukaryota, Viridiplantae, Streptophyta, Magnoliopsida, Fagales, Juglandaceae. The coding region runs from base 1 to 2010 and encodes 669 amino acids. The record is from RefSeq and is a predicted model, not a curated record. The transcript is spliced from 9 exons. Gene Ontology annotation, molecular function: zinc ion binding.
AUGGAGGAGGAUGAGGAGAAGAUCAAAGAUCUUAAAGAGCUUGUUGUGAAAGCUGAUGAAGCUGAUGGGAUUGCUUCCAAAGAUUUUAUGCUUGAGCUAAUCUCUGAACAAAUUAUCAGUUGGUACCACAGCAUGGAAAAAGGAAAAGAACAUUCAUCUACCAUAAGACCAUCUACCUCAAAUCCCCCAUCUGUGGACAUACCAUCAAGUUCUCCAAACAUCCCAAUGCACGGUUACUAUCGACCCUCAUCCGCGGAUAUACCAUCAACUUCUCCAAACAUCCCAAUGCACGAUUUCUAUGGAGCAGUGCCUGUGUGGUCAUCGGGUUUUCUCCCAUUUCCUGCUGUCAACCAAUAUCCAAGCAAUAUACAGAAUGCUAGUUACCCAUUUCAACAUGGCAUCGAAAGCCAGUUGUCUCUCAGCAAUACCUCGGUUACAAGCAGAUUUCUGGGUACGGAGGAUACUAGACCCUCAGUUGGGGAAACUCAGUUGGCAGCUACAUCUUCUACAGUUGAAGAAAUUCAUCUUGAUAGACAAGAUGCACAACAAAGAGAGUGUGGUAGUGCCGAAACAUCUGAGAAAGUUGAAAUGGAUGGCGAUGAUGAGCCCGUUUCGGGAAUGGAAUUUAAUUCAUUAGAAGAUUUAAUGAAUUAUUAUAAGGAAUAUGGCAAAAAACGCGGGUUUGGGGUGAUGACAAAAAGGAGUGAGAGGGGAGAGGAUGAGACUGUGAGAUAUGUCACUCUUGCCUGUGCCCGUGGAGGGAAGGCCCGGAAUAGGACUAUAAAUGUCGCCAACCCACGUCCGACAGGAAAGACGGAAUGUAAGGCAAAAAUUAAUGCCUUAAAAGUUGCUGACGGAAAGUUUCGGCUGACUACAGUUCACAAUCUCCACAACCACGGCCUCAGUCCAAAGAAAUCUCGCUUCUUUCAAUGUAAUCGAGAAGUGAGUGAAUCUGUUAAAAGGGUCCUAGAUACAAAUGAUUUGGCCGGCAUCCGAAUGAAUAAAAGUUUUGGGUCUCUUGUUGUUGGCGCGGGUGGUUUUGAGAACCUCCCGUUUUUGGAAAAGGAUUGUCGUAACUACAUCGACAAGGCACGACAUCUACGAUUGGGCGCUGGUGGUGCUGGAGCGCUUCGAGACUACUUUCUACGAAUGCAGUACAAAAAUCCGGGGUUCUUUGCACUAAUGGAUUUGGAUGAUGAAGGGAGGUUAAAAAAUGUUUUUUGGGCAGACCCCCGUAGUAGAGCAGCUUACCAAUAUUUCGGGGAUGUCUGUAUGGAUGGUAUAGCACCGAAGGCUAUUAUCACUGACCAAGACAGAGCCAUGAAAAAUGCAAUUAAGAUUGUUUUCCCAGAAAGCCGACAUAGAUUUUGCUUGUGGCAUAUCCUUAAGAAAGUCCCUGAAAAGCUUGGCUGUUAUGGUUCUUACAAAGGUGGAAUGAAAACUACACUGAUGAAAUGUGUGUAUGACACACAAAUGCCGGAUGAGUUUGAAAAAUGUUGGGAUGAGAUGAUUAGUACGUACAGCUUGCAUGAUAAUAGGAGUGAGAGCAUGAAUGCCUUCUUUGAUGGUUAUGUCCAUGCCAAAACAAAUUUGAAAGAGUUUGUCGAUCAGUAUGAUAAUGCCUUGAAAAAGAAGAUUGAGAACGAAAAUUGCGCGGACUUCCAGUCAUUUAACGUCACAAUUCCCUGCAUCUCGAGAUCUCCUAUUGAAAAGAGAUAUCAACAGCUGUACACAAAUGCUAAAUUCAGGGAAGUUCAAAUACAACUUACCGGCAUUAUUGAUUUGGACCCAGUUUUACUUAAAGAGGACGGUACAAUGAAGACCUAUCUGGUAGAGGAUGAAGUUCAUCUCGAAGAGUUCACUAAGCUGGUUACACAUACAGUGGAUUUUAGUGAUGACGAUGCAUUCACCAAGUGUUCUUGUGGUUUAUUUGAAAUGAGGGGGAUAGUAUGCAGGCACAUCUUCGCCGUCUUCAAAUGUAACGGGAUUAGGACAAUACCAGAUAGAUGA